Molecule: messenger RNA, 1240 nt
Organism: Rubroshorea leprosula
Lineage: Eukaryota; Viridiplantae; Streptophyta; Magnoliopsida; Malvales; Dipterocarpaceae
Source: the annotation of a GenBank genome assembly
GCCACCGUCUUCUUCCUCCUUUGAAAACCGGUAGAAGACUUGAAAUUUCUUUUUUCCUUGUUCAAGAACUGAUUUUUGGGGCUUAGAACCCUCAUUAAACCCAGAAUUUUCCCCAUAUCUGCUCGGUCUCUUCCUCCCCUAUCCAUCGAGUUCUGCUGGGUGUGGAUCCUUCGGUUUUUCCGGUAAGCACAGCCAUGAGUUCCUCUCUUCAGCUCUAAAUUGGUUUGGGUUCACUCUAAUUGCUUUCGUUUCUGUCAAUUUCGUGCUAGUUCUCUACGAAUUUCCGCCCCUGCCAUACCUGCCAGAUCUGGUUUUUGCUUGCUAGAAAUUCCGGUAAUAUGAUAACUUCCAUAAGCUUGGGUUUUCUCAAUUGAUUGUUGCCUUGAAUCUUCGAAUUUCCUGCCUUGAAAUUGCCCUUGUGCUGUUUGGAUUUUCUGCUGAAAAAGGGGAGAAUUCCAACAGCAAGUGAGAUGAUUUGUCUUGCUUAAUUCAUGUAGGAAUUUUAUUAAUUAAGCUGUUGUGAUGUUUUGGAAAGAAAAUCCCGUGUGUGUGUGUGUGAGUUGUGGUUUGCCAAACCAUGCUCUCCAUGUGUUGCCUGAGAGCUGUAAACGCUAGCACAUGUCGACAUGUAUUUCUGUGGAACCGGUUCACCCUGCCGAUGGGGUUAAACAUUGGCACUAUUACUGACGCCUACCAGUGGGAGUUGUAAACACUGGUACUAUUACUGACGCCUACCAGUGGGAGUUUGUAAAUACUGGUACCAUUACUGACGCCUGCCAGUGGGAGUGUGUUAAACACUGGCCAUGACUUAUAGAUGAGACUACUGAUGAGUUUUAUUAUACAUGAAUGGUUUAUCAUUGAAAGUUCUGUUAUGUUUACAUGGUUUAUCUGGCAUGCUUAAAUUUUUACCAAGGGCUAUCCAUAUUUUACUUACUGAGAUAUUUUAUCUCACCUCGUUUUCCUUGUCCACCAUUUCAGGUAGUGAUGCCCGACACAUAGGGAACCGGGGGAGUGACGAGCUAGACGGUUAGACAUUAUUUUGGGACUUAGAUCUUUUGGAGUUAGGCCGCGAGUCUCUCAUGGAUGACCAUUUUUGUGUACAGAGUUUUCUUGGUCAUAGCCAUGAUCGUUAUAAACUUUUGUAUAUCUGGAAUAGUAAAUUUUUGGUAAUGGAAAGUUAGAUAUUACUUGAGUUUUAGAUUUGAAUUAUUCAAUUUGGAAAUUAACUUAGUAAGUUCCA